Musca domestica (house fly) is the source of this 3503-nucleotide messenger RNA. It is a transcript of the gene smid, whose product is annotated as nuclear valosin-containing protein-like. Gene Ontology annotation, cellular component: nucleus. The transcript has 11 exons. Gene Ontology annotation, molecular function: preribosome binding; ATP binding; ATP hydrolysis activity. The record is from RefSeq and is a predicted model, not a curated record. The coding region runs from base 105 to 3140 and encodes 1011 amino acids. Gene Ontology annotation, biological process: ribosome biogenesis. Lineage: Eukaryota; Metazoa; Arthropoda; Insecta; Diptera; Muscidae.
UUUUUCGCGGCUCAGUUCUCUAUUCUCUUAGCGUUCCUCGACAGAUUGGAUUUUUAAUUACAGAAGAAAUAUUGUGAUUUUCAAGCCUGUAGGAUAAAAAUAACAUGAAGAAAAACAAACCAAUAUUGUACGAUCCUCAAAUAAUAAAUCGUGUCAAACAGUACUUGGAGGAAAAUGUCGAUAAAACCUAUUUGGAUGUGACUAUUAUGACAAAACAUUUGCAAGAGCGUUAUCCAGAAUAUGCUCGUCGCAAAAUGGCACCAUUCCGGGCAUUGGUCGAACAAGCAUACCAUGUGGUAUCACAAAGCUAUGGACUUGAUGAUCAAGUGUCCAGUGGAGAUGAAUCUGAUGCUUCGGAUUUGGAAGUAAUGGAUGACUCUUCCAACAAUUUAAUGAGCUCCAUGAUGAGCGAUUUGUAUAGCAAACCUAAACCACCAUCAUCUUCUGCUGCCGCUGUACCUUCAGCAAAUAAAAGUUCUGCCGAAGCAAUCGACAUUAGUAGCGACGAAAGCGGUGAUGAAUCUACUCCAUCAAAAUCAAAUGGAAAAAAUUUGCCCAAAGCUGUAAGUAGUCUACCCAUAUCGAAGAAUUCUGCCAUUACUGUUACCAAAAUCCAAGUUCCCACAUCAUCUGUGCAAGAUCCUUCAUCGAAGGGUUCAUCUUCAACAGCUUCUAAUGCAACGGACUCUAAUUCAUUACCUCCCCUUCCACAACUUCCUGGCCUGAAACGGCAUGAGAGUGCUAGUGGAUCGAAUCCAGCUACGGUAGGACAACCAUCAAAAAAACAGAAAAGCGACAAUGCGAACAAUGCCUAUAUAAUGCAGCAGCUGCAACGUCAUACCCAACAGUUGCGCCAGCAACAGUCCUCCUCAAAUCGUGGCAAUAGCAAUGAUUCGGAUCGCCCCUUCAAUGCUAACAGUGGCGGUGGUGGGGGCGGCAGUAGUGGUGGAGGUUCGCGUUCACGUAAAUAUAAAAAGGAAGUCCAAUUGCGUAAAUCUAGGGAAACUUUCCAAGAUAUUGGAGGCAUGGAGAAAACACUUAAGGAGCUUUGCGAACUACUUAUGCACAUUAAAUCGCCCGAUAUAUAUUUUGUAUUGGGAUUGAUGCCACCCAGGGGCAUAUUAUUGCAUGGGCCACCUGGAUGUGGUAAAACUUUAUUGGCUCACGCCAUAGCUGGGCAACUUAAUUUGGCACUGAUUGAAAUUCCUGCCACCGAACUAAUUGCUGGCGUUUCUGGGGAAUCCGAAGAACGUAUACGUGAUGUUUUUGAUCAAGCGGCAGCAUGUGCUCCUUGUGUUUUGUUCAUUGAUGAAAUUGAUGCAAUCUCUUCUAAUCGUUCUAUGGCUCAACGAGACAUGGAAAGACGCAUUGUUUCGCAAUUAAUUAGUAGUUUGGACAACUUGAAAUUAUCUGAAGGUGGUCAGUCGGUUUUGGUUAUUGGUGCAACUACUCGGCCGGAUGUCUUAGAUCCCGCUCUCAGACGAGUUGGUCGUUUUGAUCAUGAAAUUUCAAUUGGUAUACCGACACGUAAAGAUCGUAAAGAUAUAUUGACCAUAAUAUGCGAAGGUUUAUCGGUGGAACAAAAGUGUGACUUCGACAAAAUAGCAGAACUGACACCUGGCUAUGUUGGCGCCGACUUAUUGGCUCUCGUUUCAAGAGCAGCAACAAUUGCCGUUAAAAGGAAAUGUUCUGAGCAGAUGCGUGCCUUCCAGCUGAAGGCCCAACGUAAUAUAACAAUAGUAGAUUUGGACGACGAUAACGAAGAGGAAGGCGAUAAGAAAUCGAAGAGUAAGGAUGAUAAUUCUUCAUCUGAUGCUUCGCCUGGUAAUGACCAACAAGAAAAACCCACCGAUGAUACAGAAAAAAUGGCUGUUGAUACGACGGAAGCUGAUACCAAAAAGAGGGAAACUGCAGAAGAACCCACUUCUUCCGAUAAAAAUAACGCAGAAGACGAUGUAGAAAUGGAAGAUGGUACAAAGGAAAAAACAAAUGAAAAAGACGAACCAGCAAAAGCAAGUCAGGAAUCAUCAUCAUUAAAGGCAGCAGAAAAGGAAGAAACGAAAAAUAGCUCCAAAACUGAUGACGUUGUUAGCGAUGAAAACAUAAAAUUGCCUGAGCCCACAUUAUUUGAAUUACUUAAUUGGCUUGACAAUCCACCGGAGGAUAUAACAUUUGUAUCUGAAUUUUGUAUAACCCUAAAUGAUUUCUGUGAAGCCGUGAAGGUGGUGCAACCCUCAGCCAAACGAGAAGGUUUCAUAACGGUGCCCGAUGUUACAUGGGACGAUGUGGGAUCAUUGCAAGAUAUACGCGAAGAACUGAAAUUAGCCGUACUGGCACCAGUGAAAUUCCCCGAGAAGUUGACACGUUUGGGAUUGUCAGCGCCCUCGGGUGUUUUGUUAUGUGGACCUCCCGGAUGCGGUAAGACUCUGCUUGCCAAAGCUAUAGCAAAUGAGGCUGGAAUUAAUUUCAUAUCCGUUAAGGGACCAGAGUUAAUGAAUAUGUAUGUAGGCGAAAGUGAGCGCGCCGUCAGGGCGUGCUUCCAGAGAGCAAGAAAUUCUUCACCCUGCGUUAUAUUCUUUGAUGAAUUCGACUCACUGUGUCCCAAACGUUCUGACGGCAAUGAAGGUGGUUCCGGUACUAGGGUCGUCAAUCAAUUACUGACUGAAAUGGAUGGUGUUGAAGAUCGGCAGGGUGUUUAUAUUUUGGCUGCCACAAAUCGUCCUGAUAUUAUAGAUCCCGCCAUUUUACGUCCCGGCCGUUUAGAUACCAUUCUUUAUGUCGGACUACCGGAAAAACAAGAUCGUCUCGAGAUCUUGAAGGCAAGCACGAAGAAUGGUACAAAACCUGUUUUAGGAUCAGAUGUUGACUUUGAAGAACUAGCAUCAUUGACAGAUGGUUAUACUGGAGCUGAUUUAGCUGGUCUCGUGCGACAGGCUUCAAUGAUGGCUCUCAAGGAAUCUUUAAAUAAUGCGGAAAUAAAAUUGGAAGAUUUGUGUGUGUGCCGAGAUCAUUUCCAAAAAGCCCUCAAAAUGUUAAGGCCUUCUGUCAGUGCGCAGGAUCGCAAGGUCUACGACAAGUUACGUUUAAAAUAUGCGGCACCUCGCGUUUCCAUAACAGACAUUGAAACAGCGGCAAAUUAAAUUUUAAGUUUUGCGUUUCCAUUCUUUUUUUUUUUUUUUUGCAUAUUGUAAAAUGUUCUUUUUGUCUGUAAUGAAAUGUAGUAAUAUCAAUUAUCAAACUAAAUGUUGAUACAAUGCCAGUUUUCGAAAACAAAAAUGUUAAACAUCGUAGAAUAAAAGUUAAUUUUUAUACAUAUUCUUAAAAACAAACAAACAAACAUUUCAUAAUUAAUAAUAGCUGGACAAUUGGCAAAGCAUAUUCCAUACAAAACUCUCACAUAUACAUUUACAAAACCAAUUGAAGUUGUAAAUUUCCAUUAUUUUUACAAAAAAUAAACCGAAUAUUUGUAAACGUAUAUAUAUUAAAGAAAAUUAAUAUAAUAA